This is a messenger RNA of Tigriopus californicus, 2735 nucleotides long. It is a transcript of the gene Syt7, whose product is annotated as synaptotagmin-7-like. Bases 991 to 2151 code for a protein of 386 amino acids. Gene Ontology annotation, cellular component: synapse; axon; membrane. The record is from RefSeq and is a predicted model, not a curated record. NCBI's taxonomy places the organism in Eukaryota, Metazoa, Arthropoda, Copepoda, Harpacticoida, Harpacticidae. The transcript is spliced from 9 exons. Gene Ontology annotation, biological process: calcium-ion regulated exocytosis; vesicle fusion; cellular response to calcium ion. Gene Ontology annotation, molecular function: calcium-dependent phospholipid binding; clathrin binding; phosphatidylserine binding.
AAGACCGAGCGAGAGAGUGAAUGAGUGAGUGAGCAACUGUUGCGCGACGAACGUUUAAUGAGAUUGACUGGAAUCUCAAACGCUGGAAAACGCUACUUGAGUCAGCUCGGUUCUGAAGUAGUGGUUGCUCUGACAGCCAUUGCCAACCCUAGUGUUACGUCCACUUUUUACUACCACUUUUACCACCACCACCACCACCACCACCACCAUCAUUAUCAUCAGCCCCUCUUGCCAAGAGGAAAUGUUUUGUUAAUCGAGCGUGUUCAUUUCUGGCCUUUUUGAUCUUCAUCACCUUCCAGUGGACCAAGAAAGUAAGGCUUUGGAAACCGAGUUAUUUAAUUACUUAUUUGUGUUGAAAUGAGACCCUUGGACGGGAUCAGAGCGAUUUGUGAUGUGCAGUGAAUCAUCCUUGUCGCCUUCUAUCUUUGAGGCUAGUCGUGCCACUCGGGACCCUUCACAGGGUCUUAGACACUCGUUACUCGCUUGUCAAAAAGAGUUCAAAGAGUGAGGAGGAAACCAGUAACAAACAAGCACAAUAAGCAGUGUACUCCUAGAAACGUGUGAUUAAUGACUUGUGAGUAACAACACCUGAGCUACACAAACUCCCAAGUCGCAUUACUCACAAUUCCAGUGCCACGAAAGUGCGCCCUGUGGACCGGAUGAUGGAUCAACCAGAGAGCCCAGUGGACUUCGACUUGGAUUGAUAUUCAAGAGCUGAUCUCUCCUCUCUCUCCAAGUCUCCUGCUCUCUCUCUUUCGCUCUAAGGCAAUUGGACUUGGACCAUGGGGAGACCCAUUGCUCCGAUGAGGUGCUUGAAGUAAAGAGACUCGGCCAAUCCGGGAUGAAGAGCCUUCUCCGUUUGUUCUCCUCGAGGUCUUGGCCUCAAGUUCAAAGAGGACAUCUUGCUCGGGACUAAAAGACUUGUCGAGUGCUCAAACCUGCUACCCCUUUGUGAAAUCCUCAGAGACCGGAAACCGGCCGUUGUUCGAAAUGCUGUUCACAAUCACUCUUCAUACGUUUUUGAUCAUUGUACUGGUGAUCUUAGUGUUCAUUUUGGUGAUGAUGGGAUUGGCCACAUUGUAUCAAAAAUUGUUUGUCACGAAGAAACGACGGAGACGAUACACCAUGUAUGACGAUUCCACCAUCAGUUACAGCAUGAGGGCACCUCUCAUCAGGAGCCACAGUAUGGGGCCGGGGUCAACCGGUGUUCCCAAUGGAGGAGCCGCGGGACCUCCAACCGAGGAGAAGAAAUCCUCCAACCCAGCCCUGGCAUUUUUCAACAAUCGCAGUAUCUCCCUGGUGGACAUGUACACGGACAUGGGCGAACCCACCGAAAAAUGUGGCGAGCUCAAUUUUGGCCUUGAAUAUGAUUUCGCUACACAAACCCUGAAGCUCAAGAUUAUACAGGCACGUGACUUGGCUGCCAAGGACACUAAUGGGUUGAGUGAUCCCUACGUGAGAGUGACGCUCCUCCCCGACAAGAAGCAUAGAUUGGAAACCAAAAUCAAACGACGAACUUUGAAUCCGCGAUGGAACGAGACUUUCUAUUUUGAAGGCUUCCCCAUCAACAAGCUUCAGGCGAGAGUUCUUCACCUUCAUUGUUAUGAUUACGACCGCUUCUCUCGAGACGAUUCCAUUGGCGAAAUCCAUCUUCCACUUUGUCAGGUUGACUUUACAUCCAAGCCCCAAUAUUGGAAGCCUCUGUAUCCGCCAAUCAAGGAGAAACUCGGCGAGCUGCUUGUCAGUCUCACUUACCAUCCAUCAAAGAACACCCUGAGCAUUGUCAUACUAAAAGCCAAGAAUCUCAAAGCUAAGGAUAUUAACGGAAAAUCAGAUCCGUAUGUUAAAGUGUGGCUCAUGUUCGGAGACAAGCGAGUGGAAAAGAAAAAGACCCCCGUGUACAAAUGCAAUCUCAAUCCCAUCUUCAACGCGACCUUUGAGUUUGACGUUCCGUGGGAGCAAAUUCGUGAUUGCGCUUUGGACGUUCAAGUCAUGGACUUUGAUACCGUGGGGAGGAACGAGCUCAUUGGCAAACUCUGUCUCGGAUCCAAAAAUGGAUCGGGACCCUCUGAGACAAAGCAGUGGCAGGACAUGAUUGCCAAGCCUCGCCAAGCGGUUGUGGUGUGGCAUCGACUCAAGCCCGGAGACUAAAGGAAGAUAUUAUACUAGAAUUUAAGGAAAUCAAAGACAAAUGUUGUUGAAUUGCAAGGAUCAUCACACCUGUCAUAUCCUGCCUGGAUCAGACCUAUCAUUUUCUUCACGGGGUUACUUUUUGACGUUCUCAGCUCCUCUUUGACCACUCAAUUGAACACAACGAUAUCGAUAUCGAAGCUUCAACCAACCAAACAACCACCCUCCCUCCCUCCCUCCCUCGUUCCCUUGUUCCCUCCUUUCUCGGAAGACAAAGAGCUUGUCGCUCUAGACCUUGACCAAUAUAAAUUUUCGUUCAAAUAUUUUGUUGGGAUGUCCAAUAGCUUAAAUUUAAGUUCAAUAACCACUUCGUAGAUAGGUUAGCAAAAUUAUUGUCUUUAGCUUACUUAGAGAUUAUGAUAAUGAAUACGAUAGGAUUUGAUUGCCAUUGUCUCUUGGAAUUCAGGCCGAAUCACCAUUCUUUUAGCAACGACGACACCUUACCACAUACAUAUUGAUAUACAUAUAUUUUGAUGUAUAGACGGAUGAUGCAUUGUUCAGUAUUUUAGAUUAAUAAAGGUUCCCAUACAUCCCAUUUUUCCAAA